AGGAACAUGAACAAAGACAAUCAACCUUUACCAAUCAACCAUCGACAAAUUCGCAGAUCAUCCUCACCAAAGCCUCAACCUCAACACAUGGCUAUGUUUGGCACCUCAGUGUCCGCCCUCUGUCUGCUGUUCCUGCUAUCUGUAUGCACUGCCUGCUACAUCUCCAACUGCCCCAUAGGAGGCAAGAGAUCAGCCCUAGCUUUCCCAUCCAGAAAGUGCAUGUCAUGUGGCCCCGGGGACAGGGGUCGCUGCUUUGGCCCCAAUAUCUGCUGUGGGGAGGGGAUGGGCUGCUACGUGGGCUCGCCAGAGGCAGCUGGCUGCGUGGAGGAGAACUACCUGCCCUCCCCCUGUGAGGCCGGAGGAAGAGUGUGUGGCUCUGAGGAGGGACGUUGUGCUGCACCGGGGAUCUGCUGUGACGUGGAGGGUUGUAGUAUUGACCAAUCCUGUACUGAGGAGGAUGAAGCUGAAUACAUAAGCCAAUCAGUGAGCAGUAGCCAUGGCCAUGAUCUGCUGAUGAAGCUUCUGAACAUGAUUAGCCACACCCCUCCCCACAGAGUCCACAAAUAAAACAGCCUCUAAUUCAGUGGCAGUCCUGAGUUGAAAGACAGUGUAAAAAAUCUGUCACAUCUCAAUGUCAGAGGCAUACCUAUGUACAUACAUUUUGUACAGAAGACAGACAUAGAUGUAAAGGACUUGUUUUGCUUGUAACUGUUUGUGUAAUCGCUUGUGCUUCAAGAGUCAAAUAAAGCUUACUGUACAAAAACAACUGUCAGGAUAGUC
Messenger RNA from Oncorhynchus nerka (sockeye salmon), 780 nucleotides. RefSeq names its product isotocin-neurophysin IT 1. Gene Ontology annotation, molecular function: neurohypophyseal hormone activity. Gene Ontology annotation, cellular component: extracellular region; secretory granule. The record is from RefSeq and is a predicted model, not a curated record. Lineage: Eukaryota; Metazoa; Chordata; Actinopteri; Salmoniformes; Salmonidae.